Culex quinquefasciatus (southern house mosquito) is the source of this 4204-nucleotide messenger RNA. RefSeq lists its product as uncharacterized. The coding region runs from base 637 to 3900 and encodes 1087 amino acids. Gene Ontology annotation, biological process: phosphatidylinositol phosphate biosynthetic process; endosome organization; Golgi organization. NCBI's taxonomy places the organism in Eukaryota, Metazoa, Arthropoda, Insecta, Diptera, Culicidae. Gene Ontology annotation, molecular function: 1-phosphatidylinositol 4-kinase activity. The record is from RefSeq and is a predicted model, not a curated record. The transcript is spliced from 10 exons. Gene Ontology annotation, cellular component: endosome; trans-Golgi network; lysosomal membrane.
UUCCCUCCGCCGAACUCAAGUCGUUUUUCGCCGUGGCUUGCUACGUCGUCGUCGUCGUCGGAACAACAACAAAAGCUUUUAUUUUUCUACGUUUUUCUUUCUUAUUUUUGGCAAGUGAAGUGUGUGUUUCUUCGCCGUCGUCGUCAGUCAGUCGAAAUUUUCACUUUCGUGUGAUAAGCAGCAGCAGCGAGUAGUAGGCGACGUGUUUUUUUUUUCAGUGAGCUUUUUCUCGGACUCGGACUUGGUGUGCUGUGCCUUGUCCUUAAGUGCAGUUGCAUUUGCUGUUGUUGUUGUUGUUGUUGUGGGUGGUGGGUUGCUCAGUUUUUCCUCGCAAGUCGACCAACAUGGAAGCUAGAACAGAGUCUGUCUAAUGUUCGCGGUCUGUCGGGCAGUGCAAGAAGAAGUUGUGUUUUUUCGUGUGUGUAUUUGUGCAGUAUGGUGGUUCUCGACGUUCAAGAUCAAGUUCAAGGAUUAUCCGGGCUGCCGGUCAGCGUCACGCUCCAUCGAAUGCCUGUGCACUAAUUAGUGUGUCGCAAGUUCUCGAGUAGAAGCCAAAGCAAGAAGGAAUUUGUCAGCUUUUCAUGGCUGCCACGUACCCUCCAGAACCAACAGCAGCGUUGGCAGCAGAACCAACGAAUGGAAAAACUAAAGCAGGAUCUGAGCAUUUUCAUCCUCGACGAUAGCAAUGUACACCAAAGCACCUCCCCGGCAGGUCCUUUGGCCGCCCUCGGCAAAGGACUCAGCAAUGGCGUCGUGGCAGAGCAGCACGACUCACCCCUGCGAAUCUCCUUCACGCCCCCACCGAUAAGGCCACUGCUGAGGGGUGUCGUCCCGUCGUCGACGACACCCCCGCCGCUAACCCUGAACCGGAUCGUCCCGAUCGGAUCGGCGGCGGAUGACUACUACGCGGGCGGGUCCGAUCAGCUGAUCAUCAUCGAUACCAGCACCAACGGAACGGAUGCCAUACAGCUGAACCAUGUGGCGUCGUCGGCGUUGCCCCCCGGAAUCGACUCCAACCACAACGAGUUCCUGAUCUGCGACGAGGACUACUUUCCGAAUAAUGAAAUUCCAGAUGAUCCCCACUUCAGCGACCUGGUCUACUCGGCCGAAAUCGCCAUCGAUGCCGGCAUCUACCCGGAACGGAUCUACCAGGGCAGCAGUGGAUCGUACUUUGUCAAAAACCCCGCCAAUAAAGUGGUAGCAGUCUUCAAACCGAAGGACGAAGAACCUUACGGCCGACUCAACCCGAAAUGGACCAAAUGGAUGCACAAGUUGUGCUGUCCGUGCUGUUUCGGGCGAGCAUGUCUCAUCCCAAAUCAAGGCUACAUUUCGGAAGCCGGAGCUAGCCUGGUGGACCAGAAGCUAAACCUCAACAUUGUACCAAAAACGCACGUCGUUCGGCUCGUGUCCGAGACGUUCAACUAUCCGCGGAUUGACCGGCAAAAAGCGCGUAUAAAGAGAACCAUCAAGGAACGAAUACCGGCGGCCCGGUUCAAUCGGAUGAGUCUACCACCCAAGACCGGUUCCUUCCAGCUGUUUGUUGACGGCUACAAGGACGCCGACUACUGGUUGCGACGAUUCGAGCAGGAACCGCUGCCGACGCGACUCCAGCAAAAGUUCCAGCUCCAGUUCGAACGCCUAGUUGUGCUGGAUUACAUCAUCCGGAACACCGACCGCGGCAACGACAACUGGCUCAUCAUGUACGAACAACCAACGAUAGUGCCCCAAAGCAACGGAAGCACCCCAAGCGGAAUGCCCCGGAGUAACAGCCGCCUCGAAAUGGCCGAAAACACCGACUGGAACCUGGUGCAGCUGCCCGAGAUCAAAAUCGCCGCAAUCGACAACGGGCUGGCGUUCCCGUUCAAGCAUCCGGACUCGUGGCGCGCCUAUCCGUACCACUGGGCUUGGCUCCCGCAGGCCAAAAACCCGUUCAGCCAGGACAUCAAGGACCUCAUACUGCCCUCGCUGUCCGAUCAGAACUUUGUCGAGGAAAUGUGCAACGAACUGUACGAGCUGUUCAAGCAGGACAAGGGCUUCGACCGGGGCCUCUUUGAGCGGCAAAUGUCUGUGAUGCGCGGCCAGAUACUGAAUCUGACCCAGGCCCUCAAGGACGGCAAGAGUCCGGUGCAGCUGGUGCAGAUGCCGGCCGUGAUCGUCGAACGAAAAUGUAACCCGGAACACUCACUGUGUGUGUCCCACCGUAGCAACAUCUGCCUUGAAGAACCUGCCUGCGUCGCCGCCCCAGAGGUACCGUGUGGAGGAGUGUGCGACGACGAUGGAGUACCGUGUGACUUUGUAGUGCCGGAAUCCGGCUGCUGCAACCCGUGUGUUCCCUCAGCCUCGGAACCGGCCAUGGCCGAAUGCUGCGGCGGAAGUCCGGCCUCGGCCAACGUGCCAAGGCAGCGCUCCCAGGGCCACAUUCAGCAGCAGUGCUACAACUGCUCCUGCGGACGUCCCGACUGUGUUCCGAUGAAGAAGGUGCGGUACGUGCAACCGGCCCGGCGUCAGACCUGCAAGCCGGUUUCGUGCUACAAAGCACCGGAAGUGGAAUUUCAAGGCGACUCGGUCUACAAGACGUCCUACCCCGGGGAUGGGGCCACGAACGCGCGCCCACUGCCCAUUUCGCCGCGGAACAACCUGUCGAUGGCGCCGGGCAACUUGGAAAAGAACACCGUCACCUCGCUCUCGUACCCCUGCUACCACACCGUCGAGCGGCAGAAGCCCAUCCUGCCGACCACGAACCAGAUCAUCAUAUCGGCCGGUCCGAUCCAGGAAGUUACCACGACGCGCCACGACUACGUGCCCAAAACCACCCCCAAGCGGUACAAGAUUGUGCCCGAGGGCCACAUACGGAGCGUGAGCGCCCCGUUCGAAAAGCAAACCGUCAACAAGCUGUCGUACGACUGUCCCAACAUGACGCACUUUACGCCGGCGCGGUCCUGCAAGCCGAUCCGGGAGUACGCGCGGCCGGGAAUUCCUAUGGACUCGGACACGACACAGAAGCUCAGCUAUCCCGGGGUGUGUCCCGGGCCGAAGGAGGAUUACCCGUGGGCACGCCGAGCGGCCUAUCAACCGCCGGCGGUUUCAAUGGAAAAUGACACGACCUACAAGAAGAGCUUCAUGAGCAACCAGUGUGCGAUGGAGCGGGUGAAGAUGGUGCCGCCGUUCAAUAACUUACAUGUACCUGCUGAUUCCGGGUUCGAAUCAAGGACAGUCUACAAGGAAAGUUAUCACAGUGCGUGCGGCGAGCGACCGCCAGCGAUUCGGCCGGUACAGCAACUGCGAAUACCGGACCAGAAGCUGGAAGAUGACACCGUUUACAAGCUCUCCUUCCCGACGUACUGCAACGCAGAGCGUCCAUCCCCGAUCCUGCCGCGGCCGGCCCCCCUCAUUGGCGACGGUCCGAUCCAGGAGGUGACCACGACGCGGCACGACUUUGUGUGCAAGAGCGGCACCAAGCGGCAACCGAUCGUGCCGCAGAACCUGCUGCACCUGCCCGGCGGACGGCUGGAAAGCGACACCGUCAACCGGCUGUCCUAUCCGGCCAACAAGGAGAACAUCGUGCCGACCAAGUCCUGCAAGCCGAUCCUGUCGUACAAGCGACCCGAACAACCGAUGGAAAGCGACACGACGCAGAAGCUGAGCUUCAUGCCGGUCUGUCCGGCGCCGAAGGAGAAGUACCCGUGGGCGCAACGGGCUCGUUACCAGCCGCCGGCACUGCCCAUGGAGACGGACACGACGGCCAUGCUGAGCUACCCGCCGCCCGGAGAGUUUGUGGAGGAUUGCUGCGGCGCCGGCGGUGAACCGUGCUGCCAGUCGUGCGAUCCGGCCAUCGUCAACUGCUGCGGGAACCUGAUGCCGGACGGCCGGUGCUACCCGAGGGCGGCCAUCGUCAACUAGCACUGUUGAAGUAGUCAUUAGCUGGUAGGAGCAACGGAGGACAGGAGACGCGCCUAGAGUCAUACCACAAACACGCAGAACACACACACACACACAUUGUAGCAAACUCGUGCGUGAGUGAUAGAACAAACUACAUUUUUACCGAAACCCCAACAAAAUCCUCGUGAAGUUGGCGAGGCAGUCCGUGUAUUUAUUGAAUCUUUGUACGUAGCGUUUAUUUUACGGUUAAUGGUUAGCGAAAUUAUAGAUCCCGUAAACAAAAAAGAAAGAUGCCUUACUAUGUGUUCCCAGAAUAUCGAGCAAA